Messenger RNA from Suncus etruscus (white-toothed pygmy shrew), 714 nucleotides. Its product is annotated as gap junction beta-2 protein-like. The record is from RefSeq and is a predicted model, not a curated record. Gene Ontology annotation, biological process: cell communication. The transcript has a single exon. Gene Ontology annotation, cellular component: connexin complex. The coding region runs from base 1 to 714 and encodes 237 amino acids. NCBI's taxonomy places the organism in Eukaryota, Metazoa, Chordata, Mammalia, Eulipotyphla, Soricidae.
AUGGCUGAAAGCAAUUUGGAAGGUGUGGGACCCACCCUAGUCCAGAUGAGCGAAGAGCCUACUAGUAUCUACGUAGGUCGCAAGGUUUGGUUCGGACUUCUCUUUGCCUAUUUUGCAGCCAUCUAUGUGGUGCAAGGCGAUUGGUUCAAUCUGGAGGAGACCUUCAAAUGCUUUGGUAAUAUCUCAACGUUCUGCCUCUCAGAGUGCGGUAACCAGCAGUUCAGCUUCCCCGUCGUGGGCGUUUGGUAUGCGUUUGGCUUCCUCUUUUCCUCCACCUUUGCUCUCAUGGAGUUUUGGGUCGCACAGAAAUUACACAAGCUACAUAAGCAACGCAUUAUAGAAGCAACCAACCAGGCUUCUGACCAAACAGCUUCUACAGGCAACGAAGAUACCGAUUUGGAAUUUGUCCUUGACACCUCACUCUGGGCAGCAUACAUUGUGUACUUUGUUCUACAGACUACUUUUCAGGUGAUCUUCCUGUUCAUUCUUGUGCACUUCCAACUACCGUUGCUUCAGGGACCGAUUCAGUGCAGUACUCAAGCGUGCCCUGGACCUUACUCAUGUGCAAUAUUAGACAGACAGGAAAAGUGGGCAUCCAUCAUAGAAAUGAUUUUGGUUGCCAUGAUCACUGCUCUAUUCAACGCUAGCUUCCUCGUGUACACCAUAUGCAUGUACCGGGUCUCAAGAGGUUACUGGAUCAAAAAACGGCUGUGA